AUGGAAGGCAAAGAGAUUCGCCAACGGCAUGUGUCGGUGCCGCUGGACAUCGCAGAGCCUGAGCGCGACGAGACGCAGAGAACAAACAAGCGGCGUUUUGCUCUCCCAUUCUUAUUAUUGCCGCGGUCGGUGCUGCUGUCGCUCCUGCCGUUUCUGGCCAUCCUCGGGCUCUUUGCGCGCCUCUUCUUCACCUCGACUGAGCUGCUCCUCCUCCCAGUAGCACGUCGCCAUCCAGAGCCAAGCGAGGCGUGGUUAGAUAUCGACAAUCGAAUCCAGCAGAAUGGAUUGUUACAUCCGGAGGAACAUGCCUAUCGUGCAGCUACGACGCAGACCCUAGACUUGCGGGUCGCCACUGAACAGCGACGUCCGGAUGGUGUUUUGAAAAAAGUCUUUUUGAUCAACGACUUGUUUCCUGGCCCGACCAUCGAGGCUCGAUCAGGGGAUACCUUCAACAUUCUCGUGCACAAUGACGUGAAAGACGAGGAGAUAUCUAUGCACUGGCACGGCCUCGAGAUGAGAGACGCAAACUCCAUGGAUGGCAGUAUUGGAGUCACCCAGUGCGGCAUCCCGCCCGGCCAAUCCUUUUGGUAUAAUUUCACCAUUUCUCCCGACCAAAGUGGCACAUUCUGGUACCAUGCGCAUUCCAGCGUGCAAAGAGUCGAUGGGCUGUAUGGGGGAUUGAUUGUGCACAAGCCUGCUACCACACUGUCUCUCGAUAGAUUUGGACGAACCAAGGAGCAAAGAAAUGACGCCCUGGCAGACCGCUCCAAGUAUAACUACGGUGAAGAACUGCUAUUGCUGAUUGGAGACUGGUAUCAUCGCCCGGCCCGGGACGUGGCCAGCUGGUACCUGUGGUGGGGGUCUAUGGGAUUCGAGCCAGUUCCAGAUUCCAUACUGGUAAAUGGUGCUGGUCGAUUUAAUUGUUCCAUGGCAAUGCCGGGUCGGCCUGUUGAUUGCAUUGGAGACGCCAAUGACAUGCCACCGAUGGUUUUGAAUGGGAAAGGCUCGUAUAGAUUGAGGAUUGUGAACACGGGGUCUCUUGCCGGGAUUACGGUUAGCUUUGCAAAAGAAGCACUCAAAGUUAUUACGCUUGACGGCGGGAUACCUGUGGAAACACAGUCGGACGAACACAAAUCGUCUGCAGGAAUAUUAUUCCCAGGUCAACGCAUGGAUGUUAUUUUACGCCCAGUGAAAGGGGAGAAUUCAAUGGAGCCUUCCUUGGUGACUGUGGAAUUGGAUGAAUCAGACUUUAAAAUCGGCAACCCAUCUCUGCAACCACGGCAAUCGUUUCCUGUGCUAAAGUCGCCAAAGCAUGUCGAUAGAACAUCCGUGGUCACGACCGACUCCGACAACGAUCGACACAUCAACAUUGAAAAAGUCCCCUCGGCGAGCUCUGUUCGGGCAAUGAUACCCCCCAAAGCACAGCAAACGCAUCUCGUUUACACCAAAGUCGAGAAACUCUCCCGACUAGCCAAUAUCCCACAUGGCUUCUUCAACCGCACAACAUGGAAAGCGCAGAGCGACCCACCGUAUCCCCUCGCUGGUCUUGCGCGCAAGCAAUGGGAUAACCAUCAGCUUACUGUUGCGACAGGGCCAGAGCCAGUAUGGGUGGAUUUGGUUGUAAACAAUCUCGACGAAGGGGCCCAUCCAUUCCAUCUUCACGGCCACAAUUUCUACAUUCUCGCACUGCACGAAUCGACAUAUGGCUGGGGCUCAUAUAACCCCUGGGACGAAAAAUCACGCCUCGCUUUUUUUCCCACGGACAACAAUCCCAAAGACAACAACCACAAUGCAGACCCGUACGACCUCAGCCAGGCAGUGCUCCGCGACACUGUCCAGAUCCCGCGACGCGGAUACGCAGUUCUCCGGUUUCGCGCGGAUAAUGCUGGUGUGUGGUUGUUUCAUUGUCAUGUCAUGUGGCAUUUGGCUGGUGGUAUGGCUAUGAUUGUGGAUGUGAUGAGCGCAGACGACUCUACGGCGCAUCAGCCCUGGCUAUCGGCAACGGAGGAGUUGAAAUGUAGUGUUUAG
Talaromyces rugulosus is the source of this 2028-nucleotide messenger RNA. RefSeq lists its product as uncharacterized. The transcript is spliced from 6 exons. The record is from RefSeq and is a predicted model, not a curated record. Bases 1 to 2028 code for a protein of 675 amino acids. NCBI's taxonomy places the organism in Eukaryota, Fungi, Ascomycota, Eurotiomycetes, Eurotiales, Trichocomaceae. Gene Ontology annotation, molecular function: oxidoreductase activity; copper ion binding.